This is a messenger RNA of Synchiropus splendidus (mandarinfish), 784 nucleotides long. RefSeq names its product heat shock protein beta-11-like. Lineage: Eukaryota; Metazoa; Chordata; Actinopteri; Syngnathiformes; Callionymidae. Gene Ontology annotation, biological process: protein refolding; response to heat. The record is from RefSeq and is a predicted model, not a curated record. Bases 52 to 606 code for a protein of 184 amino acids. The transcript has a single exon. Gene Ontology annotation, molecular function: protein folding chaperone.
AGCGCUUUCACAUAGUUUCCUCUGACAGCAGGAGCAGUGAACACAGAGAAGAUGAUGACCACCCGGAGACUCCUCAUCAGGCCGGUCACGGACCUCUCCUGGCCAGUCUGCACUCUCUGUCCAGAGGCCCUGGUUCUGGGCCAGCAGCAACAUCUCCUUCAGAGGAACCUGCAGCGUCUGAUCCGCUCACUUCAGGACCAGGAGGAGUCCACAUCUUCUCCAAUGGAUACUGCAGUGCAGCAGGACGCAGGUCACUAUGAGCUGACCCUGGACACCACAGGCUUCUCUCCAGAGGAUCUGUCAGUCCGGCUGCACGGCAGGAAGCUGAGAGUCAGCGGGAAGACGGAGAAGAAGGAGGAAGAGCAGGAUGGCUGGCGAUGGCACUCGGUCCGGGAGUUCAGGCAAGAGCUGGAGCUUCCUGAAGGAGUGAACCCUGAAGAUGUCAGCUGCUGCCUGACUCCAGAGGGGCGACUCCAAAUCCAGGCAGCCAAAGUCCCAUGUGUGCAGGAGGCCGGCAGAGAGCUGAGCAUCAGGAGGAGGCCAAAGCAGAACCCAGAGGAGAGUCAGUCAUCACAGCCAGAGAAUCAAACCGAAAACAAGAGCUGAGCUCUGAGCUGAUGACGUCCACUUUACACAUCCAAUUAUGGGGAAAUGUGAAAUGUGUUUCAUAAAAUAAGUGUGAUAAAAUGUGAGUAGCCUCAUUUACUUGUAUGCUGCUCGUACUGUAUUGUAUUUCAUUCUAUUAAGAUUUGUCAAUCAAUUUUAAGAUAAAACCUGUAUCAAU